AUGUCGCAAUACUUCUUCGAUCUCCUCUACACUUUCACAGACUGCAUGUGCUGUUUCCCCAACUCCCCGCAACUCAAGAUCAACAACAGGAGUUUCAAGCUACUCCGACUACUAGGAGAGGGCGGCUUUUCCUACGUCUACCUCGUCCAGGACAAGAACACGUCUGAGCUUUUCGCCCUCAAAAAGAUCCGCUGCCCUUUCGGUCAGGAAUCCGUCUCCCAGGCCCUCAAAGAGGUAGAAGCAUACAGCCUCUUCUCCCCAAAUAGAUACAUCAUCCACUCCAUUGACUACUGCGUUUCCACCGAAUCUGGCUCCAAAUUCCGCGCCGAUGGCGGCGAUCCGGGUUCCAAAACCGUCUACAUCCUCCUCCCUUACUACCAGCGCGGCAACCUGCAAGAUGCCAUCAAUGCCAAUCUGGUCAAUCAUACCUCGUUCCCGGAGAAGAAGCUCAUGACAUUUAUGCUGGGCGUGGCCAAGGCGCUGAAGGCCAUGCAUCAAUAUCGUGUAAGAAGUGGUGCGAGCGCGGUCAAGAAAGCGAAGAUAGUCAGGAAUGAUGCUGAGGCAGCGGAUGCGGAAGCGGCGGCAUCUCGUGGGCGGCCAGCGAGAAGGGUUAGCCGUCGCGAUAGCGAUGAUACGGAACAUGAGCCGUUGAUGGAUGGGGAGGUUACGAUUAGCCAGGAGGGGGUGGACGAGGGUGAUUUCCGCCCCUAUGCGCACAGAGAUAUAAAACCAGGCUCCCUCGCUCCCAGCCCAAUCGCAAUAACUUCCCGGUCCCUCGCCCUAGCAGUCCAAGACACAGCUGCUGAGCACUCCACAAUGCCCUACCGCGCCCCCGAACUCUUCGACGUGAAAACGGGAUCCAUCAUCGAUACUAAGGUCGAUAUCUGGUCACUAGGCUGCACCAUAUAUGCGUGUCUGGUGGGGAAAAGCCCCUUCGAAGCGCGUAGUGAGGAGACUGGUGGUAGUUUGAGUAUGUGCGUGCUAGGUGGUGAUUGGAGGUUUCCGGAUGAGAAGAGUGCUGGCCAAAAGGGAAAAGGUACUGCCAGCGCAGGCACUGGUAGUGCGGGUGUUGGUGAAGGGGAAGGAAGUGCGGCUGCUGUUGAUGGUGAAACCGGUUCCCCCGCUAGGAAAGGGGGCAUUAGCGAGGCGUCGAAGGAGGUGGUGAGGAGAUGUUUGCAGGUUGAGCCAGCUGAUCGACCUGAUGUUGAUGAGUUGAUUGAGCUUUUGAAGACUACUAUUGAGAAGUUGCCAGAUGACGAAUGA
Histoplasma capsulatum G186AR is the source of this 1263-nucleotide messenger RNA. Its product is annotated as serine/threonine-protein kinase. Gene Ontology annotation, cellular component: Golgi apparatus; cytoplasm. Gene Ontology annotation, biological process: protein phosphorylation; regulation of vacuole fusion, non-autophagic; vacuolar protein processing. Gene Ontology annotation, molecular function: protein serine/threonine kinase activity; ATP binding. The record is from RefSeq and is a predicted model, not a curated record. NCBI's taxonomy places the organism in Eukaryota, Fungi, Ascomycota, Eurotiomycetes, Onygenales, Ajellomycetaceae. The coding region runs from base 1 to 1263 and encodes 420 amino acids. The transcript is spliced from 3 exons.